Colletotrichum truncatum is the source of this 1119-nucleotide messenger RNA. RefSeq lists its product as uncharacterized. NCBI's taxonomy places the organism in Eukaryota, Fungi, Ascomycota, Sordariomycetes, Glomerellales, Glomerellaceae. The record is from RefSeq and is a predicted model, not a curated record.
AUGGCGCAGGCAUCGAAUCCUACCUUCAUCAACCUCCCUCCUCCUGCCUCCAAUCCGGACACACCGUCUGAGAUGCCCGGUACCCCCACGAGCACCACGACGUCUUUGUCUGCCCUCUCAACCACCGCUAUCAAGGAUGGACAUCGUGGUCACCUUCCCCAGGGCCCUACCGGCCGCGGCCACGCCCACCACCCGUCCACCACAAGCCUCGAGGCAGAACGUGCCGAUCGCAUCUCCCGUCUCGCCGGCCUAGAGCGAGUCUCGACCCUGCGUGCCCCGCCGCACCACCAGAACGCCGGCUCCUCCCUCUCCCCCCAGACUACCCCCACCUCCACCACUGGCUUCCCCCCCAACUUCCCGCCGCACCAACAACUCACCCCGGCCUAUUUCGACGCCCAUGGCCAGCCCACCGCGGUCACUAAGAUGAGCACUGUCGGUACCGCUAGCGCCACCGAGAGCUAUGUCGGCGACGAUAAUGAAACCCGCACUGCGCCCGGCGAGCAGGACGAGGAUAUGCUCAGCAUGGAUACCAACUACCGCGAGGCCGGCUCCGUCACCAGUAUGGGAGCUGAGCCCGAGCAGAUGGAUGAGUACAUGGCUACGAGGUCCAAUGGCGGUUUCGACGACCGAAUGAGCGACGAUGGGUCCGCCAGUCUUGUCGGCUUCGGCGAGGGCGCCAACAGCACGGUGUCCGGCCCCAUUUACCAACGCCGGCCUCUUCCUGGCGUUAGCGGCCAGGUCGGUGUGUGGGGCCUCGAAAGAAGCGCUUCCGGACUGAGCGACGGCAUCCCGACGCAGCGGAAUCGUGACGUGACCAUGGGCGGAGAUACCCCGGUCAGUGCAGCCGCCUUGCAGGAACGACGGGACGCGCGCAUGAUGGACGGCAUGACCACGGACGGCGCGGGCGUCCCUGACGAGGAGAUGUUUGUCGACACCACGAAUAAGCCGCCGGUCGCCGCCUCGCAGCUUUCGCAGCAGACACCUACCGCUCGGGAUACGGCUGAGCGCAUGAUCCGGGAACGGCUUGACGGAGGUGAGGCGCGGGUAGGCAACGCGGCGUUGGGGAGUCCUCAGGGGGGAGAGCGUCUGGGCAAGUUUUACUUUGAGGAGCGGAAAUAG